This is a messenger RNA of Lutra lutra (Eurasian river otter), 775 nucleotides long. It is a transcript of the gene C13H9orf85, whose product is annotated as chromosome 13 C9orf85 homolog. The record is from RefSeq and is a predicted model, not a curated record. The transcript has 4 exons. NCBI's taxonomy places the organism in Eukaryota, Metazoa, Chordata, Mammalia, Carnivora, Mustelidae. Bases 275 to 745 code for a protein of 156 amino acids.
AGCGGGAUUUAGACGCCGGGUUUGAGAGAGGUUCCGCGGAGGGGGAUGGGUCGAGACUGGGCCGCGUGGAAGAACCUUGAGGGUUUUGACAGAUGAGAGGGAGUCUUCUGACCUCCUCGAUGAGUCACUUGGGCUGAUGGGGGCGGGGGCGGAAAGACUGGAUAAGUUCCUUCCGGGUCAGUGACAGAAGCGUGGUCUCCGUGGGGCAGUUCCUGGCGUCUUCGCCUUCCCCGCGUCCUCCCUGUACCGGCGCGAGGUGAUUGUGGUUUCCACGAUGAGCUCCCAGAAAGGGAACGUGGCUCGUUCCAGGCCUCAGAAGCACCAGAAUACCUUUAGCUUCAAAAAUGACAAGUUUGAUAAGAGUGUUCAGACCAAGAAAAUUAAUGCAAAGCUUCAUGAUGGAGUUUGUCAGCGCUGUAAAGAAGUACUUGAAUGGCGUGUAAAAUACAGCAAAUAUAAACCCUUGUCGAAGCCUAAAAAAUGUGUUAAAUGUUUGCAAAAGUCAGUGAAGGAUUCUUACCACAUAUUGUGUAGACCAUGUGCCUGUGAACUUGAAGUUUGUGCAAAGUGUGGAAAGAAAGAAGACAUUGUUAUUCCGUUUAAUAAAGAACCAGAAAAGGCAGAAAAUCCUGAAAGUAAUCUACGUUCCAACCAUAGAAGUUGCAGAAGAAAUCAAGAAGAAAGCGAUGAUGACUUAGAUUUUGGUAUUGAUUUAGAUGACACAAAAGAUAAUCAAGUGGGUUAAUAUAUUAAAAACCAGCUUAAAAACAUGAAA